GGAGGGAGCUCGCGGCAGCAGGUGAGAGCGCAGCAUCAGAGAUACGCAGAGCUGAGGAAGUAGCGGAGUAGUGAGGAGCAGAGCCAUGGGAAAGCUUCAGGAAUUUGAUAUUACUUUUACCAACAACAAGGUGGUUUACGGUCCGGGGGAGUCUAUAAGCGGGACGGUGAAGAUACGAACCACCGAGUCGCUGCAUUUCAAAGCCAUCAAGGUCAACUGUCAUGGCUCCUGUGGGGUCUCCAACACAGCAAACAGCACAGCAUAUAAUGUGGAGGAACAGUACUUAAACAGCACGCUGUCUGUUGCCGAGAAAGGUGUCCUUGGAGUGGGCGAACACAGUUUCCCGUUCCAGUUUGUUAUUCCAGCUACUGUCCCAACUUCCUUUGAGGGACCCUUUGGGAAAAUAGUUUACCGAGUGAAGGUGACUAUUGACACGCCACGCUUCUCCAAGGACUACAAAAUCCAGAAGCCCUUCUACCUACUCAACAUGCUUAACCUCAAUGAGGUUCCAGACAUUGCUUAUCACAGUUCUGCUGUGGCCACCAAGAAGUUCAACUACCUCCUGGUGAAGUCGGGGACUGUGAUGCUGAAAGUUUGCAGUGACAUGAAGGGUUACAUCCCCGGUCAGGUCAUCAAGUUAUUCACCGAGAUCCACAACAAAUCUGGCAAGGACACGGGGUGUGUACUGGCCAGUCUCGUACAGAGAGUGGCCUACAAGACUAACAAGCCUGUGGUAGACCUACGGACCAUUGCAGAGGUGGAGGGAGCGAAAGUGAAGGCAGGAAAACAUGCAGAGUGGAAGGAACAGAUCAUCGUUCCUCCACUCCCUCAGUCACAACUGACAGGCUGCAACCUUAUAGACAUCAUCUAUUUCAUUCAGGUGUCACUAAGAUAUCCUGAAGCAGCUGUCACUCUGCCUAUCUAUAUCGGAAACAUCGCUUUAAACCAGUCUCCGACGAGGUCUACACCCACCAGUCCAGCGGGUGCAGCAGGGGUGAUGCCCAGCGCUCCGCCAGCGGAGGAGGAUCGAGGCGAUGAUAUAUGUGCAGGAGGCUUUACCAGUGAGGAACUUCCCACAAAGAGUCACUCACAGCAGGAUCCCUCAGGCCAGGCAGUCACAAUGUCUCCCAGCGCCUUCAGCUACGCACCUGGUGCGGCAGCGCCGCCUAGCCACAAUCCCCCCGAUGCAUCUGCUCCGCUCUUCUGUUUGUCCACAGGAGCCACCAUACCUUUCUUCACUGAGGGAAAUGUUGCUCCAACCCCCACUUCCUGUUCACUCAUUCUCCCUCCAGAGUACAGCACUACUGACUACCCUCAUGAGCCCCCACCUAGUUAUGAGGAAAGCUGCAGUAGUGCCAACUCCAGUUUCAACAGUAGACAGUAGAGAAGAAACAGGUGGAUGAAGAAUUGUGACCACUCCCACCUACACCUGUUUGCACUCGCCUCGAAACGAAUCCAGAGACAAGGUGGAUGAAAAGAGGAUGGAUGCUUCAAACUCCCCAAGGAUUGAUUCUUUGUCCUGCAUUGAGUUUUGUUUUGUUUGUUUUUUUAAAAAGGGGAUAAUUUCUUAUAAUGAAUAUAAGAAUUUAAAUUUUUCCUCAUGUCCCAGCAGAUAAUGUCAGGUGAACAUCACUGUGCCUAAAGGAAAAAAAAGUAUUUCAGAUUGUUAUACAGCAUUUAGAAUAAUCAGUCGUUGGACACGUCUGUUGUGUUUUUAUUUCCAACAUGUUGUUGCAUCUGUGAUGCCUUGAAACUAAAAGCUUUCAGUCUGGCCUUUUUGUGGUGGGGCGGGGGGGUCCGGGGGUCCAAACAUGCGCUUGUUAGUGUGGUCCGCUGCUCUUUGUACAUGUCUCUGCUGUCCUCGUCGUCGUGCAGGCAGAGCUGCCUCCAUCAUGGAUAUAAAAAGAGGAAUACACAGUCACAGGUGAUGCCUGUGAUAACAGCUUCUUUUCACAUCAAAAUCUGUUUGUAAAUGCACAGAAUGGUUAUAAAGAUAAGUAUGUCCUUAGGGAAACCACUCGGCUGAGUAACUGAUUAAAAUAAUUCAAGGAGCAAAUUCAAAUUCAGUUCAUUCAGUAGUUUUCCUCUGGUCUGUUGUGCUGUUUGUUUGUUUUUUAUCGAAAUCAUCUUGAUGUGAGUUGCCCGAUUUCAAAUAUCCUUAUUAUGGAGCUACAUGGAAUGUUUAAAAUAAUACGUUUCAAAAGGUCAUCAGCAAUCAUGAGCCAGUUUCUCAAACAAAGUCCUAAACCUUUUAUUCUACUGUCUAUUGCCAUCAUUCUUCUGUCAACGUUUGCCAACCAUAUCCCUCUGCAGAAGUAAGCAUCCAACGACAAAUGACGAGAGGCUCACGAUGUAAUCAUUAAAAGCCUCCACAACAGCUAAGCUGCUUCUUUUCUUUUGCAGAUGUAGAUAAUAGAAAAUAAAAUUGUUCCUAAACGAAACUGCUCAUGACAAAAUCGGGGUAUUUGUUUUGUGUCACCAGGUCAUGAUGUGGCUAUUCCUUAUCUUUCAGGCUGUUAUGGGCUGUGGUUUGCACUGUUGGCAGGAAUUCCGAUGCGUUCUCGAUGGGUUUUGGCUGCCCUUCUUCACAGAUUCUGUUCAUAACUUUUAUUAAUUUAUAAAUCCAUCCAAGUGGUGGAGGGUUUCUUGUUUGGUGACCUCAGGAUCACCUCUCUGCUGUUGGUAGAUGAUGUGUCUUGAGGCAGUGAGGCACUUUGCAGGACUGAGGGCAUGGUUCUCAGCUGGAAAAGGGUGGAGUGUGCACUCUGGGUCAGGGACGGGUUUAAGUGUCCCGGGUCUUGAACCGACAAGUGAGGGAAUAGAGGAGCGGGGGAUUGACAGAGGGAUGGGUGUGGUACGGGCCGUACCAGUGUGCUUUGAAGAAGAGAGAUCUGAGCAUAAAAGUUAAGCUGUCGAUUUACCAGUUAAUCUACAUUCUCACCCUUGCCUGUGGUCAUGAGCUGUGGGUAGUAAGCCAAAGAAUGAGAUAACAGAUAUUUGAAAGGUGUCUGCGCUCUCCCAUAGCAGUAGGAUGUGGAGCUCACAUCACAAAGAGCCAGUUGAGGUAGUUCUGGAUUUUUUUAUUUAAUUUUUUUUACACAAUGUCCUACUGGGAAGAGGCCCCCAUGGCGAACCUGAACACGCUGGGGAGAUUACAUUGCUCAGCUGGUUGGGAAUGCAAUGAAGAACCCAAUGAGAGGCUGGGCGCCUCUGGGUAGACCUCUGCCUCUGUAACCUGAACCCAGAUAAGCGGCAGAAAAUGGAUGGAUGGAUAUUUUCCUUCUUUCAUGUUUUUUUUCUUCUUCUUUUUGUGUGUGUGUCUUUUAGCUCCAAAGGUGUCGUGCCAUUCAGUUCCAUUAAAUCCAAGAGUAAGCAAGACGGCUGCAGAGCUGAUAUGUCGGAAACUGGGAAUCUCACACCGAAUCAAUAGUGAUGGAUAAACAGCACUACAGACCAGAGGAAAAUUAAAUACAAAUGAGAUUUUAAGAGGAAAAGGCCUUUUAAUCAAAAACGCUUCCACAAAGCAAUGCAGUCAAACUUUGUUAUUAUUUAUUAUAUUUUUUAUUUCAUUACGUCUCCCUUUCAUUGGCUCCUUAAGAUAUUUUUCUUGCCGUACCACUUUUGUAUUCAGAGGAAGUUUGUCUCGUGAGCCUCAUUUUCCCUGUAGCUGGUUAUGAGGUCUGCAGUACCGAAAGCCGUACUCUGCCCCCUUGUGGGUGAUACCGGUACAGGCUUUAUCUCUUUUGAGCCUGCUCUUAAAACUGGAGACUAAAACGACCAGCCAUGUUAACUGACCCACCUAACUUAGUCCUUGUUUCUGUGAUUCACCAGCUGAAGUCCGCUCUAGAAAUGGAUUUCUUUCCUUU
Messenger RNA from Pundamilia nyererei, 3866 nucleotides. It is a transcript of the gene arrdc1b, whose product is annotated as arrestin domain containing 1b. The record is from RefSeq and is a predicted model, not a curated record. The transcript has 8 exons. NCBI's taxonomy places the organism in Eukaryota, Metazoa, Chordata, Actinopteri, Cichliformes, Cichlidae. Gene Ontology annotation, biological process: protein transport. Gene Ontology annotation, cellular component: cytoplasm. Bases 86 to 1384 code for a protein of 432 amino acids. Gene Ontology annotation, molecular function: ubiquitin-like ligase-substrate adaptor activity; ubiquitin protein ligase binding.